AUGCUAGUAAACGAGCAUCUUAAGACUCAAGAUAGCGAGAACCGAUCGCUGAAAGAAGAAGUGUCAUUCUUGAAGCAGACGUUGGCCAAACAGACACGUGAACAGAGCGAGAUGUUCCACUAUUUCCACGGCAAAACGGACGAACAUCAGCGAGAGCGCGUAUCAGAGCUCGGUAAAGCCCAACAGGAGGUGGCGGUUGCUAAAGAAGAGCUACGACAAGUGCACGCCUUCGCACAAGCCAAACGCGAACUGGAGGCGCAUACUCGCGGUCUAGAGACAAAGCUGGAUGUGCAACGUGCUGCGUUCCAGACCAAAAUGCAGGAUUUAGAACGUCAUAAUCUGCUGGAACAAGCUCGUAGCAAACAGGAGCUGCUUGGUCGGAUGCAAGCUGCGAAAGCCGAGCUGAUGCUGCGAACGAACGACCAAGUGGCGUCUACGACCCAUCGGACGUUGCUAGAGAACGAGCAUUUCACUCACGAGCUGGCGUUCCAGAGUCGAGAGACUGAGAAGCUUCUUGCGCGACUGGAUGAGUCUCAACAGGAAGUGGCAAAGCUGCGAGCGCAGAAUAACAUUCUGGAAGAGAGCGAGCAUUUGAUGGCCAAGAAGAACCGCUACUACCAGAAAAUUCUCGCAAAAUUGCAACAGCCAAAGGCGUCAGACGACAGCACUGUCCAGUUACAAAUUGGCAGCUUACUUGAAAUUGAGACUCAGCUGCAACGAGCAAUGCAGUGGCUACGCGUGUUCCAACGCGAACGGCAGUUUUUAUUGACACAACAGGACGAGGUUAUUCAGUUCCUUUACCAUAAACGUGUCGAAGAACUCAUUCAACUCGCCCCUAGUACAACAACGAUGGAGGCUUUGGGUCGUCGAAUUCUCUCGUCUCGACCAGCUCUAGACGAGUUAUCAUCCAAGGAUGCUCAUGAAGUUCUGCUGUUCCUACUAGAGAAGCUUCGUCUCUAUCAAGUUCGGAUUGCUGCAGUCUACCCGAAUGGUUCCGCUGCUUCUAGCCCUGCCAAACAAACGUUGGCGCGUCAAUUAGGUGUAGAGCUGCCACCUAUUACGAGUCCUACCAAUUCUAGGCAACACCCCUCAUCGAUCAAGCAGAAACGACGUGUGUUUGCUCAUGUGGCUGCAGCAGUGGAUGCUGGCAACGCCGACCACAAGCCCCCCUGA
Molecule: messenger RNA, 1173 nt
Organism: Phytophthora infestans T30-4
Lineage: Eukaryota; Oomycota; Peronosporomycetes; Peronosporales; Peronosporaceae
Exons: 5
Coding region: 1-1173 (390 amino acids)
Cellular component (GO): cilium; ciliary basal body
Molecular function (GO): microtubule binding
Source: RefSeq, a predicted model, not a curated record